This is a messenger RNA of Owenia fusiformis, 1200 nucleotides long. NCBI's taxonomy places the organism in Eukaryota, Metazoa, Annelida, Polychaeta, Sabellida, Oweniidae. The record is from the annotation of a GenBank genome assembly.
GCAGUUCACCGCUAGGAUGCCUAGAGUCAACGUGUUAUUGGGAACUUCACUACUUUUUAUUGUAGCCGGGAUAUGCCUAUUAACUUACAAGGCAUAUCAUACCGAUAUAUUUAAAGUGCCAAAACCGAGGCGAUACUACCAGCAACAUGGAAACAAGACGAUUAGAAUACAAGAAAUGCAAGAAAGAAAAAACCUCAUGCAGGAAAAAUGUCGAAAACACACUCGAUAUUAUCGGGAUUUAACUAAGCAUCGGGACACAUUUUGGAAGCACAUUUUUGAAGACAAUUUUUAAAACAUUGCUCAAUAACUUAACUGAGAAAAAUCCCUUUAAAACCUACGCUCACCAAUUAACCGGAAGCAUACAUGGCGAAAAAUUGCCAACGCUAAAGGAUUUUAACGAAACUGAGCAAGAUGAAAUUCUGAGAACAUAUACGAAGGUAAUGUUUGUCAGAGAUCCUCUGAGAAGACUUUUUUCUGCAUAUGAAAAUAAAUUUGUCACUAUAAAUGUUCCCUAUUGGUCAGGAGUUGGCCGGCAUUUAGUCAAGACAUUUCGUGAAAACCCGAGCAAUAAAUCCCAGGCCUGUGGCUAUGAUGUUGCAUUUGCCGAGUUCCUAAGUUUCGUUAUAUCAAGUUUUGAAAAACAUUUCGAAAAUGUCAUGGAUUCUCAUUGGAAGCCAUUUGAUGUCUUGUGUGAUCCGUGUCUGAUCAAAUACGACAUUGUAGGGAAAAUGGAGACAUUCCAUGACGAUAUUCAGCACGUACUGCGUACUAUUGGAGCAGGAGAUAAAAUACGACUUCCUACGGCCGACACCCCUAGCUUGGAACUACGAAGAGUAACAAUAAAUCGUGAGAUCGAGGGGUCAUUUUCUCAGUUUCCAAAAUUGAAAUUCUGUUUUUCUAAAAAUGAAUUCGUUGUAAGAAUUGUCCAAAACUUUAUCAGCCAUGGGUAUAUCGAACCGUUAGACGCCAACUCAAUUCAUGAUUUGUUAGAAAUACCGCAUGGACCAAAUAUUGCAUCAAAUUUGACUCAAUUGGUCUUUAAUCGUAUGGAUAAAAGUAACCAAACUAAUUUGCUAUACCUUCCGUUAAAAACACAAAAAGCUGAGUAUGCUAAUCUGCCGAAAGACAUGUUAUACAGACUGAAAUUGGUCUAUCAGAAUGACCUUGUAUUGUUUGGUUAUGAUUACUGACACAGAAAAG